GCCAACGGACCCGGAAGCGGAGAGCGCGGAGCGAAGGUCACAGGCGGAGCAUCGACCUCUAAAGACUCAUGUUGUCUGAGGAAGAAGCCCGGAAGAGGAGGAAGAGGAAAGAAAAGGAGUCAGGAAUGGCUCUUUCUCAGGGACAGUUGACCUUGGAGGAUGUGGCCAUCACGUUCUCUCAGGAGGAGUGGGAAUGCCUGGACCCUGGUCAGAGGGCCUUGUACAGGGACGUGAUGCUGGAGACCUACAGGAACCUGCUCUCCCUGGCUGUCUCUCAUAUACAUGUGAUCAAGAAAUUAAAACCAAAAGCGAACAGUGACACAGGAGAAAUAUUCCAAACAGUGAUGUUGGGAAGACGUGAAAGCCAUGAAAUCAGAGAUUUUCACUUCAGGGAGAUCCAGGAAAACAUGCAUGUGUUUGAGUGUCAGUGGAGAGAUGAUGAAAGAAAUUACAAAGGAAUGCCUGUAACCCAUAGUGAAAAUCUCACUGACAGAAAAGAUCCACAUGGUGGAAGGGAUACUGGAAACAAACUUACUGAAAAUAGGCUUACAUUAAGCUUGCAGGAUGAACUGCAGAUAUUUAAAAGUGCAGAGAAAUUUGAUGAAUUUAAUCAGGCUGACAAGAGUAUCAACAGUAGUACCUCAUUUUUACCACUUCAGACAAUUUCUUCUAUUGUCCAAACCAACAUUCCUAAUACAUAUAAGAAUGACUUUAUGCAUCCUUCAAUACUGACACAAGACCAGAAAGCAUACAAGAAAAAAUCUUACAAAUGUAAUGAGUGUGGCAAAACCUUUCCUUAUGGCUCAAACCUCAGUAGACAUCAGUUAAGCCAUACAGGAGAGAAACCAUAUAAUUGUGAUGUAUGUGGUAAGGUGUUUAGUCGAAAUUCACACCUUGCGUGUCAUCGGAGAAUUCAUACUGGAGAGAGACCUUACAAAUGUAAAGAGUGUGGCAAAGCCUUUAAUCAGCGCUCAAACCUCAGUCGACAUCAGGUCAUCCAUACAAGAGAGAAGGCAUAUGAAUGUGAUGUGUGUGGCAAGGUCUUCAGUCGAAAAUCAGUCCUUGGAAGUCAUCAGACGGUGCAUUUUGGAGAGAAAUCUUACACAUGUAAUGAGUGUGGCAAAGCCUUUAGGAAGCGUUCAAGCCUUACUCAGCAUAAGAGGAUCCAUACUGGAGAGAAGCCUUACCUAUGUGUUGAGUGUGGAAAGGCCUUUAGGAAGCAUUCAAAUCUUACGCAGCAUAAGAUAAUCCAUACUGGAGAGAAACCUUACAGAUGUAAUGAGUGUGGCAAAGCCUUCAGUGUGCACUCAGCCCUAAGGAACCAUCGGAUAAUCCACACAGGAGAGAAACCAUACAAAUGUGAUGUGUGUGGCAAGGUUUUUAGUCGAAAUUCAGUCCUUGCAAGUCAUCAGAGGCUGCAUACUGGGGAGAAACCUUACAAGUGUCAUGAGUGUGGGAAGUCAUUUAUUCAACGUUCACUCCUUUGGAUUCAUGAGAAAAUUCAUACUGGCGAGAAACCUUACAAAUGUAAUGAGUGUGGCAAAGCCUUUCCCGUGCGGUCAAUCCUUACCCAACACAUGAGAAUCCAUACUGGAGAGAAACCUUAUGUAUGUGUUGAGUGUGGCAAAGCCUUUACAAAACAUUCAAAUCUUACUCAACAUAAGACAAUCCAUACUGGAGAGAAACCGUACAAAUGUGAUGAGUGUGGCAGAGCUUUUACCCAAAUUUCAAGUCUUAGUAGGCAUCAGAGAAGGCAUACUGGAAAGAAACCAAAUAAAUGUAGUGUGUGUGUCAAGGCUUUGAUGCAACCUUCACAGCUUUGGGGUUAUGAGAGAACUCACACUGGAGAACACAAAUGCGAUUUAUGUGGCAAGGCUUUUAUCCAGCACUCAAGCCUUGAGGCACAUCAGAGGAUUCAUAGAGGAGAAAGACCUUAUAAAUGUAAUAAAUGCGAUAAGGCUUUUAUCCAGAAUUCACAACUUUGGCGUCACAAGAGAACUCAUAUUGGAGAGAAAUCUCAUAAAUGUAAUGAGUGUGGCAAAGCCUUUACAGAUAGUUCACAUCUUAAUCGACAUAAGAUAAUUCAUACUGGUGAGAAACCUUACAAAUGUCAUGAGUGUGGCAGAGCUUUUACCCAAUUUACAAACCUUGCUAGGCAUCAGAAAAUACAUAAUGAAAAGAAACAUUAUAAAGCUGAUACAUGUGGCAGUGCUUUUAUUAAAAGCUGAAGCUUUGGGGAUCAUUGGAGAAUUCAUAGUAGAAAGAAUAUAAAUACAAAUAUAAGGAUUGAGAUAAAACUUAUGCAGGUGGUCAAGCCUUAAAAUCAGAGACUCCAUCAAGGAGAGAAAUCAUAUAAAACUUAAGUAUGUGGCAAAGCUUGUAACUAGGCUUGUGGAACAUACCAGAAUUCUUUUUUUUUUUUUUUUUUCAUAACAGAAUUCUUACUAGAGAGAAACCUUCCAAAUGUAAUGACAGUGAUCAGCUUUGUCAGAAAUGUGUACCUUUGUGGUCAUGAAUGAAUUCACAUAAGAUAGAAACUGUACAAGUGUGUCAAGGCCUUUAAGCAGUGACCUCAGGAUACACCACAAAGAAUUCAUACCGGACAGAAACAUUACAAAUGUAACAAAGGUGAUAAAGUGUUCAACCACUGCUGUCAAUCGACUUACACAUAAGAAAAUUUAUACUGGGGAACUAAAUCUGCCAAUGGAGAAAGGACGUCUGUGGGAAAGUUUAUCUUCAGUUUGUGACAUUUUUUUAUUCAGUUAUUUGAGGUUUCUUGAAAAGGCUACAUUAUUGUUGAUGACCCGCAACCUGAAGUUAGAAACCUGUUGAUGUUGUAGUUUCAUUACAUGCUUUUCAUUUGUCACCAUGAUGGUCUCAGGGAAGGGAUCAGUAAGAUGAAAGGACCUACUUCUUGGGAAUUCCCUGGCAGUCCAGUGGUUAGGACUCCACACUCUCACUGCCAAGGACCCAGGUUCAGUCCCUGGUCAGGGAACUAAGAUCCCACAAGCUGCACUGCACCGCCAAAAAAAAAAAAAAAAAAAAGGACCUACUUCUUUAGGUGGGGUUUAUUCAUAUCCAUGUAACCUAGAAAAACUAAGACACAGUUUUAAGAUACAAUGUGAUAUAAAUUUGAGAGCCUGGGGAGUGACAGAAUAGAUGAACACUAAUAAUACAUUAUUUGGCUGUUUGGGUUGAAUGGCAUCUAUAACAAUCCAUGUUAGACUCAAACAACUUACAAUUUUGAAAAUGUAUAUUCAUAAUUUGCAUUUAGCUAUUCACUCCAUGGUGUAUCCUAGAUUAUUUCUGUGGCUAUAAUAAAAAUACAGUGAAAUUUCAGAUUCUCACACCCUAAUUACCUGCCUCCCCAUUCAUGGAUAUACACGAUAUGAUUAUAGUUUUGCCUGCCUUUUUGUGUGUGGAGGCCAAAAUUAGACCCGUGGAUUACACCUUUACGUGAAGUGAAAAUAGAAAUAUAGUAAGGAUACGAAAAAUAGAAGAAAAUAGAAGAAAUUUCAGAAGUAAAGAUAAAUAUAGCAGCCUAUUUUUUGUAAUUGGAGCACUCAGGGAAAUAAUUUGAAAGGAUUGGUGUUCAUGAGUUUCCUUUUAAGAAUGAACAUACACAAUGAGAAUUUUUUGGAUAGCUCAUAUAUUCACCCUGUAACACAUGUUUCGUUAGUUUGAACUUGUGCUAACUCUGCUGGAACAGGACAGAGCCCCACUCAAGUUUUGGAUGUCAGGACUAAUGAUUCCAUACACUAAAGUGUUUGCAUAUGAAUGUUUGUUACAUAAUGAGCCUUUCUGGGGAGAGCAGGGUAGACUUCCCAAGUUGUUCCAAGAAUGGCUACAGAGAGCAGAGAACGCUGAUGGGCUUGUGUUAUGGUGGAUACAGGACCAGGCUGGGGUGAUGGUACUUUAUUGUGGUGUGAACCUACAACUGCUGCCAAGGUUGGGAGCACUCGGGCUUUAUCUAAUCAGCCUGUCCUGCCCAGUUGGGCAGAAUCGGAAGAGGUUUUAGUGAGGCUUAAAGGUGUCAGUAGUCAGACAUCAAAAAUGGAAACAGACUCUUUUGUAUAAAACUGAACGUUUACACUUGAAACUCCUGAAUUCUUGGUUGGGAAAAGACCACAAUUUUCAUAAUGUGAUAACGUACUUGCUACAUUCCUUCUCCUGAUGCACACGUAGAUCCCAUUGCACAAUAUGAUUAUUGAAAAUGGUUGUGAAAUCCUAUUUACAUAAAUUGCCUAAGAUAUUUUCAUACUUGUUUCAUGAAAAUUAAUAUGUGGAAGUGUGUAUGAGACAGUACAUAAUGAUUCAGUAACUUUUCAUAAUAGCCAUUUUGGAAAGGCUAUAAAAAUCUAUUUGAAGUUACAGUAAUAAGCAAUAUGUUUCAUAGUUUCUAUACCGUAGUAACAUUCCAUUUUGUUAGUCAUAUUUAUCGUCUUUUUAAAAUACUGUUUAGCCCAAUUUGUAUAUUUAAUUUGUAUUUCCUUUUUAUUGAUUCAGUGAAAAAUCUGGAGGAUGCAUAAAUCAAGUUAUUUUCAGUUUUGUGUGGUAUGAAAAUGUACAUAGAGCAAUGACAGGUACAAAGCAUGUGUUAUAUAAACACAAAGAAAGAGGCCUCUCACGUUUUUAAUUUAGGUUGAGAGAAUUGAAAUGAUACAGGAUAACGAACUAAAGUCUCAGAAUGUGGAAGCAGGAGACUUGUUGCUAAUGUGCAGGUGCAUCACUGGAAUGUUUGGAAACUUGAUAUGUUAAUUUUACCUUACAGUGUAUCUCUCCAGUUCCUCCCCAUCUUGCCGUUAUUCCUGUCAUCGUCUUUUCCUUCCAUUAGUACAAUGGAAACUGGAACUCAUAUCCCCAACACCUUGUAGGCCGUGGGUAGUAUAAUAGAGCAGAUCUCUUUUCUGAGUUUGAUAUGGAGAUAUUAGAUUAUGUUUGUUUUGUUGAGAUAUAAUUUGCAUACGAUAGAAUUCACACUUUUUAAAUGCACAGUAUGGUAGGACUUGUAUAUUUACAAUGUCCAACCACAGUAUUUUCAUCAUUUAUCACUCCCCUUUAAAAAAAACAAAAACAAACCUGCACACUUUAGCAGUUAUUCCAUAUUCCAUCCCCAGCCACAAGGAAACAUUAAGUUAUCUUCUGUCUGCAUGAAUGUGGCUCUUUGGGGCAUUUCAUAUAAAUUAAGUCAUAUAACGUGGCCUUGUUUCUCUCUUCUUUCAGUUAGUUUACUGUCUACAAGGGUCAUCCAUAUUGUAACAUUUAUCAGUGCCUCAUAACUUUUUAUUGCUGAGUAGUAAUAUCCACAGUUUGAUUACCCAGUCAUCACUCGUUGGAGAGAUUCUUUACACAUUUUGGCUAUUAAGAAAAAUGCUUCUAUGGACACCAUUUACAAGAAGUCUUUGUGGAUAUGUGUUUUCCCUUCUCUCAGGUAUAUUUGUGUAAGAGGAAGUUCUGAUUGUGAUAUUGCGAUUUAUGACAUAUAGAUUUGGUCAUUCAGAUGAGUAAUGCAUUACUUCCGCUCACACCCUAUUUGGCGAAAGUGUUCUCAAGGCCUUGCCUAGCUGCACAGUGGCUGAGAAAUAAGGGGAACACAUAGCUCUUGAUGUGGAGCUAUUAAAAGAGCGAAGAAAGUCAUUAUGUUGGUGUAAUUACCAUGCAACUGUAUGUGGAAAUUAAAAUGAAUAAAAGUGAAAAAUA
This is a messenger RNA of Balaenoptera musculus (blue whale), 5700 nucleotides long. RefSeq names its product zinc finger protein 160-like. Gene Ontology annotation, biological process: regulation of DNA-templated transcription. Lineage: Eukaryota; Metazoa; Chordata; Mammalia; Artiodactyla; Balaenopteridae. The record is from RefSeq and is a predicted model, not a curated record.